AUGGCCGGGUCUCGCAAUGCUGCAUUUGCGGAAGAAAGCGCCGAGGUGGAAGUCUUAUUGGCGUCACUCACAAAGACCAAAGAUAUCACCAAGCGUAUUGCUGCCAGCCUGACGCGUCUUGAUACAAGUGGCAAGAUUGUUGUGGAAGCAAUUGGCCCAAUAUACAGCAACACUCAACAGCUACAGGUCACAAAUCGAAACAUUGAUAAGGUCAAUGAAGCCAUCGAGAAGCUUAGACAGCCACUCGAUGCCCGCGGCAGGGAAGAAGGGAUUAUUCGUGCUGGCCCAAAGAAUGCUGGCCUGCCCCAGUAUCUCAAUGCCUUGAAACGCGUCGAGAAAGCUUUGAAAGAUAUGAGUUCAUCCAACAUGAGAUCAAACCAACAAGCCAUAUCCGAAUUUCAAACUCUUCUAUCGACUGGCGUCAAUCAACUCCAUGACACAUACCGUCAGAUGCUGCAGGAAGAUGCCAACACUAUUGAACCCCUGCAUUUCAUCACGAAAGAGAUCCCAUUCCCAACGAUAUCUCCCGAGAAAAUUCAAACUCUUGGACCGAUGGCAAUGGCACUCCUCUCCGCCGGAGCUCAAUCAGCAAGAAUGGGACAACGAGAUGAUGACGCUGCCGCUCGCAUAUACGCUGAGAUCAGAGGUGACUACCUUCAGAAUAGCCUUCAGAAUCUUGCGGCAGCUUCAAUCAGCACUUCAAAACGACGAGCAAACGAUACUGGCAUCUAUCGUGAAGGGUCUAGCGGUAUUGGAGCCUACGCCAACGCAAUCGAGGGUAUGUUCAUCGCCGAAGCAGAAAACACGUCUAAGAUCUUCCGUGACGACGGUGGCCGCAUCUUCACAUUGACUUGCGGAAAAGCAAUCGCUACAUUUACACGGACAUUGGCUGAGCUAAACGGCGUUAUCAAAUCUCGUCUUAUGAACGACUGUUUCCUAGCAUACGAAAUCCUUGAUCUCAUUACCCCUCUUGGAUAUCGAAUCGAAAAACGGACCGGCCAAUUACGCACCCAGUUCGCCGAUGCUCUAAGACCACUCCGAGACACUGCACGAUCAUCACUGAAUGAAAUCCUUUCACAGACGAAGAGACAAGCCGAGUCGAUAGCCACCCUUCCUUCCGACGGCAACGUUGUUCCUCUCGUCACCCAAACAGCCACACGACUGCAAAACCUGGCAAAUUUUGAACGUCCAUUAUUGGUCCUCUUAUCUGCAAUGGGAGAAGGUAGUUGGCGGUCUGCACCAGCCGCAGCCUCACAAUCCACACUGAACCUCGAAUUGACACCCUCGACGGAGAACCCAACCUUGCUCUCGCACUACCUCCUUGAUAUCAUUGAGUCCCUCUUCUCCACCCUCAGCACACGGGCAACGACACUCCACCGCACGAAAGGCCUCCAGGGGAUCUUCCUCCUCAACACCGUCGCCGUCAUCACCCGUGCCGUCAAUUCCAGCCCGGACCUGGCCCGCUACCUGGCCAUCAGCCCACACAACACCAAACUGGAUGCAUACCGUAAGACGGCCUCGUCAUUGUACAUGUCGGCAUGGCGGGAACCAUCAGGCCACCUAUUCGACACCAUCCACACCUCGGGCCCAUCAGCCUCAUCAAGACCCAUGUCCUCCGCGGCGGGUGCCAUCGACAGCACCCAGAUCAUCAAAUCACUGGGCUACAAAGACAAAGACAAGAUUAAGGAGAAGUUCAAGCUGUUCAACACGGCCUUCGAUGAGCUCAUCGUCCGCCACAAAUCCUUGCACAUGGAGAACGAAGUGCGAAGCUCUGUCGCCCGCGAGAUCCAGAGCCUCAUCGAACCGCUAUACACGCGGUUCUGGGACCGUUACCAUGAGGUCGACAAGGGGAAGGGAAAGGUGGUCAAAUACUCCAAAGCGGAGUUGGCCAGCAUGUUGAGCAGUUUGUAG
Messenger RNA from Exophiala bonariae, 1911 nucleotides. RefSeq lists its product as uncharacterized. Gene Ontology annotation, molecular function: phosphatidylinositol-4,5-bisphosphate binding. Gene Ontology annotation, biological process: exocytosis. The record is from RefSeq and is a predicted model, not a curated record. Bases 1 to 1911 code for a protein of 636 amino acids. Gene Ontology annotation, cellular component: exocyst. Lineage: Eukaryota; Fungi; Ascomycota; Eurotiomycetes; Chaetothyriales; Herpotrichiellaceae. The transcript has a single exon.